This is a messenger RNA of Mercenaria mercenaria, 6732 nucleotides long. RefSeq names its product GPI ethanolamine phosphate transferase 3-like. NCBI's taxonomy places the organism in Eukaryota, Metazoa, Mollusca, Bivalvia, Venerida, Veneridae. Gene Ontology annotation, molecular function: mannose-ethanolamine phosphotransferase activity. Gene Ontology annotation, biological process: GPI anchor biosynthetic process. The coding region runs from base 4 to 3258 and encodes 1084 amino acids. Gene Ontology annotation, cellular component: endoplasmic reticulum membrane. The record is from RefSeq and is a predicted model, not a curated record. The transcript is spliced from 4 exons.
AUCAUGGAGAUUUCCACAUUGAAAUAUUUAUUUUUGUUAUUUUAUCUAUUUUUUAUGUACUUUGUUGGCAGCAUCAUCUUUACCAAGGGAUUUUUGUUGAAAAGAGAUGUCAUUUCUAUUAACAGCAGCUGUCGUGUUGAUUUUGCAACAUACUGGGAUGGAAAAUCUCACGGAGCCGAGGGUUGUUGGCUUCAUCGACGCUUUGACAGAGUAGUUAUUAUUGUGAUUGAUGCAUUGAGAUUUGACUUCGUAGCUCCCAUCAAAGAUGCCAGAGAAAAGCCAUAUAUCAACAAAAUGAAAACAGUGCAUGAUUUGCUUCAGCAUAAACCGCAGAAUGCAAGACUUUACAAGUUUACGGCAGACCCGCCAACGACAACUUUACAGAGAUUGAAAGGCCUUACGACCGGAAGUUUACCGACGUUCGUAGAUGCCGGUUCUAAUUUCGCAAGUGCUGAAAUCACAGAAGAUAAUUUUAUUGAUCAAUUAGUAAAGAUGGGAAAGAAGAUAACAUUUCUUGGCGAUGACACAUGGACCAGUCUAUUCCCAGGUCGUUUCCACCGUGAAUACUCUUAUCCUUCAUUUAAUGUUAAAGAUCUGCAUACUGUUGAUAAUGGUAUAUUAGCAAAUAUUUACCAAGAAAUCAGACUUAAAGAUUGGGACGUCACAAUUGGACACUUUCUCGGUGUGGAUCAUUGUGGGCACAGGUAUGGUCCAAAUCAUCUUGCGAUGUCUGAUAAAUUGAAACAAAUGGAUGACAUGAUUCGAAAUGUGACGCAGCGACUUGACAAAAAUACGAUAUUGUUUGUUCUCGGAGAUCAUGGUAUGACUCAGUCAGGGGAUCAUGGUGGGGACAGUGAUGAGGAACUAGAUGCAGCAAUGUUUGUGUACAGUCCAUCACAGAUAACAGCAUCAAAGUACGAGCCUGGGAGAUACAAGACUGUAUCACAGAUAGACCUGGUACCAACAAUAUCUCUUCUUCUUGGUACUCCCAUACCUUUCUCAAAUCUUGGAACUGUUGUUACAGAUCUGAUGAACCACUGCAGUUGGUCGAAGGACUCCCACAUCAAGGAAGUCUAUCAUUCAGUGGAGGCAUUGCGUGUAAAUGCCGUACAAAUCAGUCGCUACAUCACUGAAUACAUGAAAACGUCGUCAGAUCUACCAAAGCACAAACUGCUGUUACUAAACGAACGUUUAAGAAAUGCAGAAAUGCAGCUGCAGACAUUAGUGACCAACAUGUUUACGAAUAAUAAUGCCGGAAAUGCACACGAGAAGUUGCACUAUUUAGAAAACGAGUAUAAAGAGUACAUGCAAGAAGUGAGAAAAUUUUGUAAAGAAGUUUGGGCAAAAUUCGAUAUGACAUCGAUGGUGUUAGGAAUACUUAUACUAGCGGUGACGCUGUUGGUAAAUAUUUACUUGCUGCAUGUGUCGUCCAGUUUGUCGGAGGACAGAGAUAACGGUACGAUGGUUAUCGUGCUGAUCCUGUCAUUCGUAUUUGUGAUAUUCUCGAUAUUUCAAUCGUUCUAUCUGGAUGAUGGGGCAGUAAGCAUUAUGGCGUUCAUUUUAGGGCUGUUUGACUUCAUUGCCUUGGGGAUUAUCAUCCUGAUUGCAAGAAACAGCACGCAGAAAUCGGAGAAAAAAUCGUCUGAAAAUUCAGUAUCGUUCUUACAGAGUAUCGGCAAAAACCUAAAUGCAUCAGUUGACAACAGUUUAACAGCGAUAAUUACUCUUAUUACAUCUUUGAGUUUUUUCUCGAAUAGUUUCGUUGUCUUUGAAGAUGAUGUUACUUUGUUUUUAACACAGACAUGUGUUUGGUUUUUCUUUUUGAAAGUAAUCCUGAAAUUGUGGAAGGAAACCAAAUUUACAAAGGAUCAUUCGAAGACGAAAUCAAAGUCAGUAAGAACAGAUAUGAAGAAAUUUUCUUCACAGUCAGUAAUUUUAGUUUUGAUGCUUACAUUUGCUUGUAGUGUGUGUGUUAGAUUGUCGGCAAAUUUCCGAACUAAACGGGAAGAGCAAAUGACUGAAGAAGAAGCAGCAGGGGAGACAGGUGAAACAAAUUUGGACACAAAUAAAAACAUGACUUAUUUUCUUAGUGUAGCAUGCCUUCUAGUCAGUAUUUAUUUACCCCGUAAAUGGCUCGCGGAAAGCGGGAAUCUCAACAGCGCUAGUUUUUCGACACUUUGUGCGCGAUAUUUAAUGCCUGUUGCAGCGAUUGCGACUGUUUUGUUCUGGGCUAUGCAGCAUCUUCCAAACAAGGUUUUGGAUUCUCUGCCAGUUUGGCAGCAAGUUUUGCUGCCACAGACUGUAUACAUUAUUGUUAUAAUCUCAUUUAUUGCCUUCGUGAUCUCACCUAUGCUUGUGUAUACACUGCCAAAACAAAACAACCAAAUGUCCAUACCAUCAACUCAAAAUGGAAAGGAUAUCUUUCAGAAAGUGUUCAAGUACGUUAAAAGUAACUGGGAAAGCAAUAGUGCCAUAACCAACGAUACUCAAAGCGAUGUGCCAAAGGUGUUCGGUUUAGGAACAGUGUAUGCUGCUGCUAUCGUGUAUAAUGGCAUGGCAUUCAUUUUAUUACUAUCCUUGUUGUUAGGUGAGGGAUUAUCGCCAAGUUUUCUUACAGCCAUUUGUGGCAUUUUCUGCUUUUUUGAGUUGUUUACGAUCUGUGUUAAGUUGUGUAGAGAAAGUGACUUGUUGCCAAAUGGCCUUUUGACAAUGUCGCUGAUGAUAGCAAAUUAUUUUUAUGGCUUUGGACAUCAAGCAACGAUACCUGCUAUACGAUUUGAAGCUGCAUUUAUAGGUUUCAGCGGCGACUGGGAAAACAAAAUCAUACCAGCAUUUCUGAUUCAUAGCAAUAUGUUUGCUGCAGAAAUAUUUUUCACAUUUUUAGUGCCAUUGUUAAUUCUUUUGCCGUGUACAAAAGGUGCGAUCGUAGAAUACUUCUCGUUUUGGAGAGACAGUCGAGAAAAUCAUUGGCAGGGUGAUUUUGUGAUGCACGAAAAUCAGAAAGUUUUCCGUCAUCUUCAAAUGAAGAUAUUUUUCUCAUUGUACUUGUACCAAGGAUUUAAACUGUCGGCUAGCAUUUUGGCAGCAGCUAUUCAUAAACGACAUCUGAUGGUAUGGAAAAUUUUUGCGCCAAGAUUCGUUUAUCAGGCGAUGUCAACAUUCACAGUAUUUGCUGUAGCAAUCAUUGUCACCAUGGUUCUGGCAAGAGUGAAUUCUUCGCUGACAAAGUGGAUGGCAAAAAUUAAGCAAAAUUCUUGAAAAGAUAUCAAUUUUAUGAGAGUGAAUUCUUCACAGACAAAGUGUAUGGCAAAAAUUAAGCAAAAUUCUUUUAAAAAGUCUGUGUAGAUGGAAAUUUUUAGAAGUGAAAUUUUUCAUGGGAAAGGUGAAGUAAAAAGCAAAAGUGAUGUUUGUAAACAUGUUUGAGUGAAUAGAAAGUUAUGAAGGUCACUACUCAUUUGUCAUUUUGAUUAUUGUGGCAAUGUUUUCUUGACAAAAUGGCGGAAAAUGGAUUUUUAGAUUACAAUGUAGAUGUUUGAUGAAACGUAACACAGUUGGCAGUGCCAAAUGUAGAGAUGGUACAUAAAAAUUCAAAUUGCAUCUGAUAGUACUUUCUGUUGAAAACUUACUACCAGAGUACCUCAAUCAUAUAAUAGUUCAACUUUCAUACUUCAUUUUUCAUGCUGAAAGGCAAUAUUUAAUCCGAAAAAUUUGGUCUUACUUGAAAAAGUGAAACAAGUGACAGAUAAGUCUCUAGGACUAUUUAUUAUCUGAACUAAGUAUGCAUAAAUUUAGAUGUGUUUCCCCAAAAUAUAGUUUACUUCAAGAUCUAUGAAUAGUUAUUCAAACAAAAAAGGUGAGCAUUAUUGUUCAUUUUCAAACAAACUAAUUCAAAGACAAUUUUAUUUAUUUAUUACGGCCGAUAAUUAUAGGUAUGGUAUGAUCAUAGGAAAGAAGACAUUAUUCAUGAGAAAAAAAUACAAAUAAAUCAGUCAGGGGUGUAACUGUUUCAAGUUAUCACAGUUUAUAACCCAUUUGAGUUAUUGCUUAUAUUUUCAUAACUUGUUUCAGUUAUCAUAAAAUAUUACAAAGCCCUCCUGUGCCAAUUCCUCAUUUUGAAUGUGACUAAUGCAAUUAUUUCCUGAAUCCUAGAACUCUUAUCUUUACAGCUAUGCAGUAAAAAAUUUUACGCAAGGCUGAUAAAGUUUUACGCAAAAGGUUUAAAGCUAUAAAACUCUUAGCAUCCCAUUAUGCUUAUCAGGUCAUGAUCAGACUAAAAGAGAAUUUGAUUAACCACAGAUUGCUACUUAUUUCACUGUAUAGGUCACUUUGUGAGAACAGCAAAAAGACAUUUUUUGCAUAACUUACCUGAGUUAACUUAUAUUUUAUAACUAAUACAGGUUAUAAAAUGCUUGAAAAAAUAACUGCAAUAGGUUACAUAACUUAAAACAGUUACACCCCUGACUGUAAAUUAUAUGAAAAGACGAUAUGAAAUUUACGAUAUCGAAUCCCUCAACAUUUUACAAAAUUCGUUUUCCAAGAAUAAUGAAGGCCUCAAAUUGUACGAGUCAAAAACAGAGCGAUAUAAAAAUGUAUAAUAUUCUAUCUGAUGGUCACACCAAAACCAUACCAAAAACUGUGCCGAAAGAAGUUAUUUCACUUUAUAUAACGUGCACCUUGUGUUUACAAAUGUACCUAAUUUGCAUAUUUAUAUGACCGAGGCGCGUGGAAUCGCAUUUACCUUGUGGAAUCUGCCGUUAAAGAAACUUCUGUGUUUAUAUAAUGCAGACGUUCUUUAGUAUAAAUAAAAUGGUUGUGUUAGUUAAAAAGAAAUGACAAUCACCUUUCUUUAGCUAAUCCACCAAAACAACAAAGCCAAUAUCGCUGUCAAAGGUUCCCGUAUUUACUGCAUGGUACUAUGUUGAAAUAUUGUUAAGUGUGAGAUAAGUGAUAUGCACUUCAGUUUUGCUCUUGAUUUGUUGUUGUUGUCAUUGAAUACUUAGCCUUAGGUACCAUCUCUAAAAAAUGUAUAUAUUGAAAUUUUGUCUGAUAUGCUAUUUGUCAUUGGACAGCAGUUUAAAUUCAAAUUAACCAAAAAUUUAAAAGAGAACUGAUUACAUUUGAUAAUUACAUUGAGAUUCCAUAGGUUGUUUGAAUAGUGCCUAUGAUGAGCCAGCCGGUACUAUACACUACUGCUCAGAAGCUGUAUUGAAUGUCGUUUAUUAUGAUGUUAAAGUGGCUGUAAUCCAGAUUUUUCUCUCUUUUUUUCAACAAUAUCUUUUGUUAGCCAAAGGGUGCAACUAAGAUGUAGCCUUUGAUUGUGUAAUAACUGAUUUAUCUCCCUGUACUGGAAGUGCUUGUUUAAUAUUGAACCCUGAACUGGGAACUUAAUUGUUAAAAUGUUAGUUUCCUUAAGUGUUAAGUAAUUAUAUUUUAUAUAAUUGUAACUAAUUUUAAGUCUGACUGUACAUGUAGAUGAUUUUCACCAUUUGUAUCUGAUAUUAUGUUAAUUAGUAGGGAUGGGAACGAAUACUGAAAUCAAUAUUCGAAUAUUCGGUUUGCCAUAUUCGAAUAUAUUCGAAUAUUCGGUUUGUUUUUAUGGAAGCUUUAAAUUCUUAUUAAGUGAUUGGCAUAUACACAACGUAUUCAUUUGUUUAAAGCGUGGAUCAUCGUACGUAAUAAGGCCAAAAAAUGUCUGUUUCGGGUAACCCGAUCCAACCUAGCAAAUCCCGCCGAUCCUAGCGUUUUAUUUCACGAUUCUAUCAGUAUAAUCAUGAACAGAUUUAACUAAUUCAGUGUUUUAGCUUCAAAAUGAUACAAAAAAUCAAAACGAUUAUAAUUUAGACCGUCGCAAUUUUAUCUGAAAAUAGCAGGUCGUCCUAUUUAAACACGUGACGCGCUGUUGUAUUACCGCCGCCAUUUUGAAAAUUUUCAAUCGGCGUGUAAAAAUCGUCGUGUAAAAAGCAAGUAAGGCAGACUUAAACCUCCUUCAACAUGAACUUAUGCAUCAAUCAUAUGGUAUUGCUUGAUUUUAUUAUAAAGUACUUCAAAAUUUAAUUCGAAUACGGCCGAUGGCGGAUGAAAACCGAUUCUGCGGAUGGUCUGAAACGUCGUACAAAAUAUUGUGAAAAGAUCGACAAUAUCUACAAGUUGGUAUUGUUUUCAAAAAAAAAAAUCUACAACUUGUUACAUAAAACAGGCGCCAAUAAAAAUGAACAAAAGAUAAAAAGAGAUCACAUUUACGCCUAAUACAAACUGUUAAUCCGUAGCGAUGACCCCAGGUAAUUAUGCAUUGCAAUUUUCUUGUUAAUUGGACAUCUUUUGACAUGCAUCUGACACAUUGACGCCUGUUGCAAACUGUUAAUCCGUAACGAUGGCCCCUGCCAAUUAUGCAUUGCUAUUUUCUUGUUAAUUGGACAUCUUUUGAUUCGCGAUAAACAAACAUGACAUGGUUUUAAUCUGUAGAAUUAGCAUGCUCAUAUUGCCCAAAAUCAAUGAUACUUAUUUUGAAAAAAAAAAAUACAAUAAUUUACGAAUAUUCGAAUUUGAUUUUCAUAUUCGAAUAUUCGAUCGAUUUUCGAAUAUUCGAAUAUUCGAAUAUUCGUUCCCAUCCCUAUUAAUUAGUAUUUAAGAAUUCUCCUUUAUGUUAUGGUGCUUGUUUUUCAUAUUGGUGCAGUAUUUUGUAUUUAAUUACAGUUCAAAUGACAAAUUGAUUAAAAUGUUUCACAAUGCAAA